This is a messenger RNA of Cuscuta campestris, 1383 nucleotides long. NCBI's taxonomy places the organism in Eukaryota, Viridiplantae, Streptophyta, Magnoliopsida, Solanales, Convolvulaceae. The record is from the annotation of a GenBank genome assembly.
GCGGAGGAAGUAAACAAGGAGUAUAAUAAAAAAAAGUUGUACAAUACAAAUGUUAUUUAGAUUUCUGAUCAAUAAUUAGAUUUCUGAUCAGUUGUUGCCGGAUUGGUCUGAAAGUAAGCAAUGGAAGAAAGCGAAAGAUUGAGAGACGAAGAAGAAGGAGAGGAGGAAGAGGAGAUAUGGAGCUGGGGAGCGGGCACAGAGGGCCAGCUGGGAACGGGGAAGCUCUCCGACGAGCGCCGCCCUCAAUUGAUUCGUUCUCUCUCCUCCUUUGGCCCCGUCUCUCUCCUCGCCUGCGGCGGCGCUCAUGUCAUCGCCCUUCUCUCAGGUGGAAGAGUGUUGACAUGGGGUAGGGGUUCAUCUGGGCAAUUAGGCCAUGGGGAAGCUGUUAACAGUCUGCAACCUAAGGCUGUUGAGGCUUUGGUAGACUCUGUUAUUAAAUAUGUUUCUGCUGGGUGGAACCACUCUGGUUUUGUUUCAGAGAGCGGUCACCUUUUCAUGUGUGGAGAUGGUACUUUUGGGCAGCUUGGCCUUGGUGAUCAUUUAUCUCACUCUUCUCCUGUAGAAGUACCAUUUUUUAGGUCUAAACAUGUCAAGCAAAUUGCUUGUGGCAUGCGACAUUCACUUGCUUUGGUCAAAGGUAAUAUGGGAAAUCGUGUUUAUGGAUUCGGGUCUGGAAAACGUGGUCAACUGGGUAUAUCUGAUGGUAAAGUAAGGUCAGUUGCUGUUCCUCAGGUCACUUUGGGCUUGGAAAAUCUCUCAAUCAACAUCAUUUUUGCAAAUGGAGACCAUAGUGCAGCGAUAUGUGGUGUGUUACAGUGAGGCCGUCAUUCAGCAAUGCUUCUCUAGGAUGGAAUCAUGCUCUUGUAUUAACAGGUGAUGGAGAAGUGUUGAUGAUAGGUGGCUAUAACUAUGAUGGUGCUUCUAGUGCUCAAAAACCACAGGUGAUGGAAAAAACAGGAAAUGAAGAGAUUGUUCAGAAGGUUGAUGCUCUCGUUGGGGUAAAGGUUCUCCAAAUUUCUGCAGGAGCUGAGCACUCGGCCUUGGUAACAGACGAUGGAUCGGUAAUGACAUGGGGAUGGGGUGAACAUGGUCAACUUGGCAUGGGAGAUACAAAUGAUCAAGCUCUUCCCCAAGUGGUUACUAUACUUGGCAAUUACAAGCAUGCUAAGAAGCCAUUUGUUGCCAAAGUUUACUGUGGCAGCGGAUUUACCUUUGUCGUAAGGAAGAAGGCUGUAAAUUAUCGGUAUUAAUUCACAACAUCCUAACUGGAUCAAUAGGUGUUUUUUAGAUCUGUUUUACAUCAAUAUGCAGUGUUGUUUGACCUCAAACUGGGUUCCUAGCUUCUUUUAAUAGUACUUGUACUGAUAAAAGUGGUUCCAUUUU